Molecule: messenger RNA, 1424 nt
Organism: Trifolium pratense (red clover)
Lineage: Eukaryota; Viridiplantae; Streptophyta; Magnoliopsida; Fabales; Fabaceae
Product: protein trichome birefringence-like 39
Exons: 5
Coding region: 176-1270 (364 amino acids)
Cellular component (GO): Golgi apparatus
Molecular function (GO): O-acetyltransferase activity
Source: RefSeq, a predicted model, not a curated record
AAAUAAAACAGAAGAAACCAAAGUGUUCUGUCUUCAUUCAUUUUUCUCUCUCUACCUCCUUUUGCAGACACAUUAUCACUAUAUAAGAACAUGAUUAGAUGACAAGUUUAUCUUCAUUCUUAGUCCUUUUUUUUUUCUUUCGACAAAAUCGUGGGUUGGGAUCAAAACCCAAGAAAUGGAUUCUGUUCUUGUAGUAGUACUACAUGCUCUGUUCUUAACUCUGUUUCUGUUUUCCCACCAAACAAAAGCAGAGAUUUUUAACUCUUUCAUCAAUGAGACAAGUUUUGAGGUCAGUAAAACCUCAGGAACAUGUAAUUUGUUCCGUGGCAAAUGGGUCUACGAUGCUUCGUACCCUCUUUAUGACCCUUCAACAUGUCCUUUCAUAGAUCCACAAUUCAAUUGUCAAAAGCAUGGUCGUAAAGAUAAACUAUACAUGAAAUAUAGGUGGAAGCCAUUUUCUUGCAACUUGCAAAGGUUUAAUGGUUUGAACUUUCUGAAGGGACAUAUAGGGAAGAAGAUCAUGUUUGUUGGUGACUCUUUGAGCUUAAACCAGUUUAAUUCAUUGGCUUGUAUGAUUCAUGCUGCUGUACCAAAUUCUAGGACCACAUUUAGACAAAGAGAUGCUCUUCAAUCAGUCACAUUUGAGGACUAUGGGCUUGAGUUAUUUCUAUACCGCACAGCAUACUUGGUGGACCUUGACCAUAAUAAAGCUGGAAGAGUUUUAAAGCUUGACUCAAUCACAAAUGGUGAAGCUUGGAGAGGAAUGGAUAUGCUGAUCUUCAACACGUGGCAUUGGUGGACCCACACUGGAAGCUCACAACCGUGGGAUUAUAUUCAGGAGAAUAAUAGAUUGUAUAAAGACAUGAAUCGUUUUGUUGCAUUCUACAAAGGAUUAACAACUUGGGCUAGAUGGGUUGAAAAGAAUGUUAAUCCAUCACAAACCAAAGUCUUUUUCCUUGGAAUUUCUCCUGUCCAUUACAUGGGGAGAGAUUGGAAUCAACCAACAAAGUCAUGCAUGAGUGAGAAAGAACCAUAUUUUGGAUCGAAGUACCCUGGAGGGACACCAAUGGCAUGGAUGGUGGUGAACAAGGUGUUGAGAAGGAUGAGUAAGCCAGUAUAUUUCUUAGAUGUUACAACUUUGUCACAGUACAGAAAGGAUGCACAUCCUGAAGGUUAUAGUGGUGUUAUGGCAACAGAUUGUAGUCACUGGUGUCUUCCGGGACUUCCUGAUACUUGGAAUGAACUUCUCUAUGCAGCACUUUCUCAUUGACAAAACAACUUAAUUUUUUAUAAGGUUCAACUUUAAUUUCGAGGAAAUUAAAUCCAUUAAUGUCUUCAACUUUAGGAAAUAUUUUAUGAUUUCAGAGGUUUCUCGCUUCUUGUAAUUGGCCAAUAAAAAGGGUUUGAUGGUUCAAUGUCUAAAA